GACAGUCAGCGAUCAAAAACAACCAACGCUCGGAUCUCUUUCGGAAUACUUUUCAUUUUUCUGUGAUUCAUUUGGCGAAAAGGCAAAGGCAGUGCAUAAAGAGAAGAUUCCUUGAAGAUCACGAUGGCGGUCGACGUAUCGAAUCAUGUCGUGGCCAGGAUGGUGCUAACCUAUCUGUACGAUAACAACAUGCAGGACCUCGCGGAACAGUUCUGGAACAGGAAUGUGUACCUUUCGAAAGCGGUUCCCUCCGCCGUUUUAGCCCGCAUGGUUUCAAUCGGGCGCCUCACAAACGUUAUCAAGGAGCACACGGAGCUGGUCUCGAUUCUAAACGAUUUCUGGAAAACUUACAUGGCAACCGGAUCUGAGAAAGUGUUCAUGUCGCCUUCAGGAAAGGCCACUAUUCUUGUGGAUAUGUGCAAAUCGCUGUUGUCCUUCAUCCCUUCGGAGGCUCCCAUCCAGUUUCUUUCGGAACCAAUUUUUGGCGAAAGCGACCAGUUGCAGGACGGGCAAGGGACACGCAUCGUAGUAAUGGAGGAAGGAAAUGUAAAUUUAAAUGAAUUCCCGAUCGAGUUCGAUCCUAACACGUUCCAGGUUAUAGCAGACGAACCAGAACCGCAGAAUAGAGUCGAUCAAAGCGAGCAAAAGGAAAACAUUCAACCCAUCGUCAUUGAAAUACCGAGCCAAUCAGAAACUGCGCGCCUCUCCGAAACUCCAAUAAACUCUGGUGUUCCCGCAGUAGCGCCGGCCAGUGCCAAUAUCUCCGAGACACCGGCCGACAUAUCGCCAGACCCUCCGGCGAAGAAACGGUUCAGCGAGAGAAGUGCGAUGAAACUCAAACGUUUGCAAAAUAGGAAACAUUCUUCUCCGGUGACUCGUACAAGACUUGUUCCGACACGCCCGGCGUCUAAAUCUGUGACGUUGGUAGGAAACGUUAAGAGUGAAAUGCUCAAACGUUCCGCUGCCCGUUUUACAACCACAAUCAAAUCCGCCGCCAAUAGGUUGAACUCGAAUAUAGCUAAAAAGAGUAAAAAAGAUGCAUUCGAAGCACAGCUGCAUAACCAAUCUUCUUCAUCGUCGACUGCAACGAUGAGCCCAGAGUCGGACGAGGGAAUCAGGCAGAUGACUUGUGCAUUGCAGAAGCAUCGUCGCUCGAACCGGAACGCACAUAAGCAAACUAUGGAACCCCAUCCCUCGAACAUGAUGCAGGCUCAGUUCAGCUAUCCAGCAGUUAGCAGUAGUAUCACCUCAAAAACGGCAGAGACCAAUCCCUUGGAGUCGGCAAGUAAGGCAGCGGUGUCCACACUUCUUCAAACGACCAACGUCGGUGAAGAUACCAUUUCCGCCGUCUUAGCUCACAUUCAUGGCUAAGAAACGGUGG
This is a messenger RNA of Anopheles darlingi, 1381 nucleotides long. RefSeq lists its product as uncharacterized. The transcript has 5 exons. The record is from RefSeq and is a predicted model, not a curated record. Lineage: Eukaryota; Metazoa; Arthropoda; Insecta; Diptera; Culicidae. The coding region runs from base 124 to 1371 and encodes 415 amino acids.